UGUGGCAAUACCGUGGAUUUUGCCUAGACUAGACACAGUUCAUGUCAGAAUUGACAAGAAUGUACUUUUUGUAGGUUAGGAGAAUUCACACAACAGGAUACGAUAAUCAAUGUCACAGGUUAGGAUAAUUAGGUCAAGGUUAGGAAAAGGGUAGGCUAAAAUAAAUCAAUUUUUGACGUAUAUUUGACAUAAACUGCAUCCCAUCUAGCGAUGAGCAAUACUGUGGCACUGAAACGGUCAGCUGCACAGAUCAGGAACAAGGAAGACACAUCGCUACUAGAUACCAUACAUCUUUGAAGCGUGCCUGUACUAUCGGCAGGGAACAGAUAGAAAGGUUGAACAAGUUACGGAUCUCACGCUGCUUCAGAACGCAAGCUUGGUCUCGAACAGUAAAGCUGGUGGCGCGAUCUGUCGCGAUGUUGUAAACCAUGGACAGCAGAAUAAACGAGAUUCCGGAAAGGACUUUUGAUUUGGUACUACAGAUUGCAUGCCCAACAUCUGAAAAUGAAGAUCCUGCCGUGCUGUGGAGCUUCCCCCAGGACUACACAGACCAGGAGUUUCUCCAGACGAUACCCAAGUUCUGCUUCCCCUUCGAUGUGGAGAGGGUUUCCCAGAGUCAGGUGGGCCAGAACUUUACCUUUGUGCUGACGGACAUCGAGAGCAAGCAGAGGUUUGGCUUCUGCAGACUCACUUCCGGCUGCCGUGUCUGCAUCUGUUUGCUCAGUUAUCUCCCCUGGUUUGAGAUCUACUACAAGUUCCUGAACACACUAGCAGAUUACCUAACCAAAAACCAGGAGAAUGAGCUGAAUGACAUGCUGAACUCACUGUACAGCCUGCCGGUGCCAAAGCCCUUCACCCCAGUCAACCUGAGUGUGACCGCGCUGUUGCAUAUAGCCACUGGGCAAGUACUGAGAGAUGCACCAAGCCGGCAGCCGCACUCCUACUUCAUAGCCCCAGAUAUCAACGGCUUGCCCACAAUCCCCGAGAGUAGGAACCUGACAGAGUAUUUUGUGGCGGUGGACGUCAACAAUAUGCUGCAUCUGUACGCCAGCAUGCUGCACGAAAGACGCAUCAUCAUUACCUCAAGCAAGCUUAGCACUUUAACUGCGUGUGUCCACGGCUCUGCUGCCAUGUUGUUCCCCAUGAACUGGCAACACAUUUACAUCCCUGUACUGCCUCCACAUCUACUGGACUACUGCUGUGCCCCCAUGCCAUACCUUGUGGGAGUUCAUCUCAGUCUGCUGGAGAGAGUGCGCAGCAGGUCUUUGGAGGAUGUAGUGAUUCUGAAUGUGGACACCAACACACUGGAGAGCCCCCAGGAUGACCUGCAGAACCUGCCCAGCGACGUGGUCCACUCUCUGAAGAGUAAGCUAAAGAAGCAGUCGACAUCAACAGGAAGCGGAGUAGCAAGGGCCUUCCUCCGGGCUCAGGCUGCUCUGUUUGGAUCCUACCGAGAUGCCCUCCGAUACAAACCUGGGGAACCAGUCACGUUCUGCGAGGAGAGCUUUGUGGCUCACCGCUCCAGCACCAUGAGAAACUUCUUGGAGAUGGCGGUGAACCUGCAGCUCUUCAAACAGUUUAUUGACGGCCGGCUGGCCAAGCUGAAUGCAGGCCGAGGCUUCACUGACCUGUUUGAAGAGGAGAUCAGUGAGGGAGGCUUCUGUGGAAGUAAUUCCAGAUCUUAUCAACAGUGGGUGCACACCGUCAAGAGAGGCGGCGUGCUGAUCAACACUGCAAUGACUAAGGCCAAGAGUCAUGCCAAGAGGGGCAUUCGCAGGCUCAAGCAAAGGGUGACCUAUGAAGAGGAGGAUAAUGGGCCAUUCUGCUCAGGGUCUCCCACCAGCACCAAGAGUCUGUCACCACGGAGACUGCAGAAGAGGAGACAUCAUUAUUAUGCAAAGUCUUCCAUGGGAUGUCCUGACUUUGCCAUCGAUGACGAUGAACUGGACACUGCCAGCAAGAUCUCGUCUGAGGACAGUGGGGAGAUGCCGUCCUACACUGAGGACAGUGACGACUCCUAUUCGUUGGAGCUAGACACAGACUCCUCCCACACAGGCCAGAUGAACCUAUUAGAGGAGAUCCUUGACUCUCUGAGCACCACCAGCACAGAGCAUGGAAAACUCAGCGCUGCCAAGAGCCUGGACUUCUUCAGAUCUAUGGACGACAUCGACUAUAAGUCUCCGAACAAGUCCAACCUCCACAGUGAGAGUAAUCUGCCCCAGAUGUGUACCAGUGGCAGCAGGGUGGGGGGAGUAGGUGGGGGAGGGGAACAGGGAGGAAGCUGGCAGGAUGACAGUGCCCUCCACGGGAAGCACCUGCCCCCCUCCCCUCGUAGACAGCCUAGCAAGAGCAGCCUCAAGAAGCCAAAGCAAAACCCUUUGACAGCCUCUCCACCGGCCACAGCUGCAGUCCCAGCCAAGGACAACAAGGUCCCCAAUCUCCUGCCCAAGAUCCAGGCCCUUCAGACCAAGACCCAGCCCCUUCAUGCCAAGCCCCCAAUCUGUCUCUCUAAGCCCCGUCCAGAGGAGCCUUCGCUCCCAACACCUCCAUCACCACACCUGGGAGACCAAAACCCCUCUUCCAGCCGCUCUCCUGCACCAACCCGUGCAUCCACACACAAUCCUCCACCGGCAACACACACCUCAACGCUGACUCGUGUUAGAGCCUCCACAGACCCCCAGCCUGAGUCUGAGACCAAACCCCAGACCACAUCCAGCAUCCUGUGUGGGAAUGUGCUGUCCAAGGAGACGGUGAGGCAGGACCAGGCCCUCCGGAGGCAGGGCAGUCAGGACAAAGAGAGGCAGGGUGUAAAGGCCGGGCAGCCCUCUGUGCCGGUCCCCUGGGAGAGAGGGAGGCCAGAGGAGGGGGGGCAGGGAUUGGACCAGGGCCUAGGGCUGGGGUUGGGGAAGGAACAGGGCAGGGUCUUUGGGGCAGAGGUCCAGGAGAAAGGCCUUCUAGAGGAAAUAGAGUCUAUGUGUCAUCUCAGCUCAGCCUUCCAGACCAGCCUACAGCUGUCCCAGGUCCAGUGCCACACCAACAACACACAUAAUAAUACCCACGCCAACAGCCACAGCAAAGCCACCGACAAGUCCUGAGACGGACAGGGACAGGGAAAGGGGUACUUGAGGUAGAAGUUUCCCUUAAGAAUCAGACUGCCCUCCCCAAAUCCUAACCUUAACCACUGAGUGGAAAAUGUUUAGGAAAAGAUCAGUGUGUUUAAAACAGAGAACAAAUGAAUUUUUCCUUCGAUCUGAAAGUAUUGUAAAAACACAAAGUAAACCCCCAUGACCUUGGUAACUCUUCCACUGUACAGUCUCCUAACACAAUGCCUUAAACCAGGGAUGGGCAACCGCGGGACACCUUUUGUAGGUCUGAGGACCAAUUUCACCAAAAAUAUACAACUUUUUUUUAGGAACUCAGUCGGGGUUUCAACUUGCUGUUAAGAGUUAGAAUAAUAGAGUACACAAGGUGCAAUUUCGAAAUGUAAUUGUGCAUCAGUAGUCACUCAAUUAGCCGAAGUCGGCAAUAUAUAUUUUUUUUAAAUGGUCAGUUAGUCUAGUGGCCAGCUGCCUAAACUUGUAGUAAGCAUGGUCGAAUUAUAUAUUAAAAACUGUUAACAUUUGCCUCCACCCUCUAUGGCAAAAUGUGUGUAAUUACAGGAAAUUAGCUGUAAAAUGUCUAAUUAUUCUCUGCCCCAUGGCAGAAUGAAUAGAAUUGCAUGAAAUUAGUUACAAAAUUGCUAAAUCUUCUCUCUACCCCUGGCAAAAUGUGUAGAAUUUCAGCAAACUUGCUUUAAAACAGCAACAUUUUCUCCACACCCUAUGGCAAAAUCUGCAGAAUUGCUGUUAAUUAAUUUUAGCCCCUCAUGAUGAGUUUUUUUUGUGGCCCCCACCCCUAUCAAAGUUGCCCAUCCCUGCCUAAAACUGAGGUGUGCUUUGCAUUUGGUACUGCUCAGUCUUAUAAAUGAAUACUGUAACUGUUCCUUUGGAAGCAGUUGACCUGCUUAGAUCUACUAUGUGGAACGCAGCCACAUAGUUUAAUAAGAUAGUUUAAUAUAUGUUGCACUCAGAGAGAAGCUCUAUUUAGUUUGAUUUCAGAGGCUUAUCUAUUUAGAGAUAUAUUUUUCUCAAGUGUUUGUUUCUCAGGAUACUCCUGUCUGUUAGGAAAGAAAGGCGAAAAGGACUUGUGUAAAUACAGCGGAUAUGAAUGAAUAGACAAGCCCAUCCAUGGCACCUAUCGCACCGUCUCUUGGUCGGUCUCUCUCUCUCUCCACCUCUCUCUCCAUCUCUCGCUUCCUGUCUCCAUCUCGCCACUCCUUCCCACUCGUGCUCGCUCUCCUCCAUUCACCCUUCCAUCCUCACCAUCUCCCACAAUCUCUGUAUAUCCUCCUACCCUCACACACUCUCCUCCUUUCUCUGAGGAUUUACCCCAGUGUUUUACCCAAAAGGCUCAGACUUUUCUGUUUCCAUCUACGCGGGCUGGCACCCGCGUCUCCAUGGGCUAUGGGUAGUUUUCAGCCUUCGUUUACAUAACAAUGGCUAACUGGGAACUUGGAACGCAUUGUCACAAAGCAACAGUCUUGAUGAUGCAGACGUUGUUGAUUCUGCCCCCCCCCCCCCCCCCCCCCCCACAAGUCUUUAGUGUCACACUCCCGAUGGAAAUAAUAUCACUAGAGCUUACACUGACAGCCCACUGGUAUGGGGGUAUGUCAUUGGUAAAACACCCAUGAGUGCUUUAGGAGGAGUGUGACUUCACCACUUGAAAUCUCUGCUAUGUGCACACACCCAACGAAAUGCGCUGUCCCAUACUCUGAUGCUACCGCACUGUGUUUGACUGGAAGGCUUGAGAUGAUUGUAGAAUAGUAAUAAAGCAAUACGGCUCUCCUCUGAGAAUGUGGACGGACGGCCAAAGAGAUUUUCACAAGAAUCUCCCAUGGAGAGAAUGCAAGCCCUUCUGGGUAAUAUCCAGAGAUGGUGGCCACUCACUAUCGUACCACUAUGGUACGUACAGACGAAAGAAAGUAUCUUCCAGUGCUUGUUUGUGGUUAUGUUGAUGAUGAGUUUAGCCUGUUUACGCUAGUGAUUUGUGUGGCAUGCCGUUGAGUGUGACAGUUUAACGGUAACUCUUGCCCCCCUGUCCUGAGCGUCGGGCUGUGGUGACGAUGAGAUCGUAAAGCGAGUUCUCCGUGGGUCUGGGAAGACCUCACUUCAGCUAUUCAUUUGGAUUUGAAAGGGCCCCGUGUACAAUUUAUGUUUGCCUAUGCUAUGUUUCAAUGUUGCUAUUUAUUUGGGCAGCUUUGAAGUUGGAGCACUGUCUAUGUACUAUGCAAACAAAACUUAUUUAAAGUUUCCAAAUUCCGAAUAGAAUUUGAGGUUACCACUAUAAAGAUCAGGUAAUUGAUAAUCAUAUUUGUGAAUCCAUAGAUCCUCUGGCCUUUUCUGAGUACCACUUAGUAUGCUCAACACAAGUCAUUAGGGAGAAAUCGAGUGGCUUUAAAGAGUCGUCCCAUCAACAUUUCAAUUGAUAUCGUCUGUAUAUGCAAAAGAGACCAAGAACCACUGGUCCAGUCAGUAGGGAGGCCCUGAGAAUAAGCCACGUCCUUAAAGAUGGAAUCCGAAUUGGGGGGGGAAACAGUGCCACUGGUUUCUGAACUGAGGAGCGUCGCGUAGCACUGUAAAACAAAUUGCGGUACAUAUUGUGCUCGUCUAUGGCACGUGCAAUGAUGUCAGAGGAGAAAAAAAAACUGUGUUUGCUGUUUACAGUAACUUAUUUGUUGUUGAAAUAUCGCAAACGGACAUGGUUGUUUUCACCAGUAUGGAUUCCAGCUUUAAAUGCAUGUUGGUCAGUUCUUUCACCUAUGAGAUCCACUAGAAAAUGCUUCAUUUCUGUUUAAUGCUUUCUAUUUCUGUUUUAAAAUGUUGUAAUGAGGCUUUACUCUGUGUGUUCUUUUUUUCCCAUCUGUGCUGAUAUUUCAAUGGUCUUUCAUACUGAACUCACUAUGGAGAAGGAUCUUGUUAUGCUUUGUUGUAGGUAGUUAUAUUUUAAGAUUUAUUAUAGAUGAAAGAUUGUAUUUUUUGUGUUUUAAGUAUAUUUUACAAGGAGAAUAUAUAACUGGUAUAAUAAUAUAUUGUAAAUGAUUCGUAGAACAAACAAGAUUUGAAUGUUGUUAUAUAAUUUUUGGGGGGUGGGGGAAAUAUUUUGUAUAAUUAUAAAAUGUGUUAUCUCAAACCAUUUGCCAUCCAGCCACUCACGUAUCAUGUUACAGCAUUUCUGAUUCCUGAGCUAGAUGACCGAAACGGCAUACCUAUGAAUUUAACUUCCUUUUUUUUUCAGUUUGUGUUGUGCAUGUACAGUAGAAUAUCCUAUUAUUCCAUUCCCCUGGUUCAAAAUAUCUGUGUAUUGGCCAUGUUCUGCUGAUCUUAUUUGGUUGUUAAAUGUGUUUUAAAGUUAAUCAGCUCAAGAUUUAACACAAAAAAAAAGGUAGUGUCAGGUACGGUAGUGUUGUUCAGUAUACACACUUUGUUUAGCCAACUUGAAAUAUUUUAUUAUUAGUUAUUUCAUCUACUACACGACUACUGUAUCAACUGCGAUGGAUUGGGAUGUUUUACUUGAGCAAAUGUCUUACUAACACUUGCAAUAGUCAACUAGGAAUCCUUUGAGGCUGAGUAUCUGUGUACUGAAAAGCUGGUUAUUUUUAUGACUGAAUGUCUGUUUUACCGUCUCAAAGCUUACUGACUGACGCAGAAGAAAAUAGGACGGAAGCGAACCUCUUCUAUUCUCUUUUCUAAAUGCUGCGAUUGCAUUUCCCUUUUUCCUAAUCCUCAUGUGAUAUGAAAGAUCAAAACCCCACUGGUUGUCAGGAACUAACAGAGGCAUAUCACCUGUCUCUUUAACCUUUCUUUCACUGCAGUGACAACACUGAGACUGUUGACACAGUGUUCAUGUUCAUUCAUUCACCUUUCCCACUGGUCCCUCGACAUGGUACUGUAGUUAUUUGAAUAUGCCGUAUGCAACCUACUGAAGUCUAGUGCGUGCACACUUAAUUGCAUGUUCUCAAUGCAGAGAAAAACUGUUGUCUUAAAUAACGUAUAGGUCAAUCUAAUGUGCUAUCGAUGGAAUGGUACAACUGUAUGCACUGUGAACUUAAAAAUAAAUUCUAUUCAUGUUAAUGCAA
Oncorhynchus kisutch (coho salmon) is the source of this 7174-nucleotide messenger RNA. Its product is annotated as DENN domain-containing protein 1B. The transcript is spliced from 23 exons. Gene Ontology annotation, molecular function: phosphatidylinositol phosphate binding; guanyl-nucleotide exchange factor activity. The record is from RefSeq and is a predicted model, not a curated record. Gene Ontology annotation, cellular component: cytosol; intracellular membrane-bounded organelle; nuclear speck. Lineage: Eukaryota; Metazoa; Chordata; Actinopteri; Salmoniformes; Salmonidae. Gene Ontology annotation, biological process: endocytic recycling; endocytosis. Bases 429 to 3095 code for a protein of 888 amino acids.